Messenger RNA from Cydia strobilella, 576 nucleotides. RefSeq lists its product as uncharacterized. Bases 1 to 576 code for a protein of 191 amino acids. NCBI's taxonomy places the organism in Eukaryota, Metazoa, Arthropoda, Insecta, Lepidoptera, Tortricidae. The record is from RefSeq and is a predicted model, not a curated record. The transcript has a single exon.
AUGGUAAACAAUAUUAGUUACGCGGACGAUAUGGUGCUGCUGGGGCCCUCUGUUUGUGCAGUCAGAAAACUUCUGAGCAUGUGUGAGGAGUAUGCCGUGGCUCACGGAGUCAGGUACAAUGUGGCUAAGAGUGAGAUUCUAGUUUUCCAGCCGCGCGAGCAUAAGGUGGAUAGGGUACCGGAAAUCUUGCUGUAUGGAAUACCUCUUAACAGAACCAAGAAAUUCAAGUACCUUGGGCAUUGGGUCACGGAGUGCCUCUCGGACGAUCCAGACAUUGAGAGAGAGCGCAGGGCGUUGGCUGUCAGGGGUAACAUGGUGGCUCGCAGGUUUGCACGAUGUUCAAGGGACGUUAAGAUAACCCUAUUUAAGGCAUAUUGCCAGUCCUUGUACACGUGCAGCCUGUGGGUCAACCAUACUCAGAAGGCAAUCAGCGCCUUGCGCGUUCUGUAUAAUAACAUACCGAGGAUGCUGUUGGGUCUUCCCAGGUACUGUAGCGCUUCUGGGAUGUUUGCGGUUUCACAAAUAGAUGGCUUCCAAGCCAUAAUCCGGAAACGAACAGCUUCCAUUAUGCGCUGA